Messenger RNA from Manduca sexta (tobacco hornworm), 5999 nucleotides. Its product is annotated as adhesion G-protein coupled receptor G2. NCBI's taxonomy places the organism in Eukaryota, Metazoa, Arthropoda, Insecta, Lepidoptera, Sphingidae. Gene Ontology annotation, molecular function: G protein-coupled receptor activity. Gene Ontology annotation, biological process: adenylate cyclase-activating G protein-coupled receptor signaling pathway; cell surface receptor signaling pathway. The transcript has 11 exons. The coding region runs from base 317 to 4138 and encodes 1273 amino acids. Gene Ontology annotation, cellular component: membrane. The record is from RefSeq and is a predicted model, not a curated record.
UCAGUCUGUGACCGUCGCCGUACUUGAGUGCACGCGAGGUGUCGUCCGCGGGCGCGGCGCGAAGUCUACGAAACUUAUCACAUAACCUAUCUAAUUAUUUAUUUAGAUUUGAUUAGCAGUGGAUAACUGUUUGUGACGAGUGUUUCUAACGGUGUUUGACGAUUUUAAUUUUAUCGGAUUAUUAUUUCAGGUAUCCGAUAUCGGAGGCAGUGGUAAGGGAUUUCCGACUUUAAGUGCACAGCAGUAAGGUGGAUGGUAUAUGAUGUUGUGUCACAGACUGCGAUCCCAGAGCGCGGCGACAACUUAAACUGUGAAGAUGGUUAAACCGCAUCGAGUGUUGGUAAACGCAGUCGUGAUCCUGUUCUGCAUUCAAACAAAUUCACAUGCGAAGAAAUCGCCGAAACACCAAUGUCCUAUAGGGUUCAAAAUCGCUUACUCGAACGAAAAAGAAGACCCAAUAUGCUAUCGCUUAAAAGGGCCGGAAUCCUUCAGCGACAGCUUAGAAGACUGCACAGGGAACCUUUACACCUCAAAACUUUACUACAAUUAUAACAUUACGAAGUCAGACGAAGUGUUAUGGACGGAGUAUAGGAGUUUGUACCCUGGAGGUCCAUUCGCAGAUUGGUCGUACUCUGAUCCCACUGGAGAUUUACUAUCGACAUCAUUCGAAGUAAGCCACGACAAAUAUUCGACCAUAGAUGAAUAUUUGUGUAUCGUGAUCGAUCCGGUUUCGAAUUUCACUGCUGUCAGUUGUGAGGAGAGAAAUUAUAGGUACUGCGUCGUAAAGCCUUAUUCUGACACAGGCAAUACUGAAGGUUGUGAGAAAUUCAAAGAUUCCCUGAGGUUUUCUAGUCCAUGGCCCACUUGUGUGGUUGCCGUGUCGGCUGUAGGAGGCGGUGCAGUCCGAGCAACUUGGAGCCAAGCGGAAGAGUUAUGCGAGAAGAGGGGCGGUUACCUCCUGAAUAAAGGAUGGAGGUACUCGAACAACCCGUUCUUUGCUACCUCAGGGUCAUACCCAAUGUAUCCUAUGAACAUAGUGUGGUUAGGAGAACAUACUGUGUUGAGCCACGAGCCUCAAGGAACUACUAUAUUGGAGGAAUCUGAUUGGAACUUCGCAGACACCGACUUCUCAAGUGACACGACUCUGGGCGCAGUUCAGGAUAACUUUUGGGUUCUGGUUAACAAGUCCUACAUCUUCUACGACGUGCUGUGCGAAAGGCCUAUCGAGUUGAAACAUGUCACUUUAACCGUUAGUGUUGAUACCGAAAACAAAAUAAUUCUAUCCGUUAACCAACCAGUGGACGAAAGCGAAGUAUUCUGUUUCACAGAAUCUGUCUACUAUCCAAAAUCCGUCAAAAUAACGUACGACGAGACUUCUGGAGUCUACGUAUUGAAACCAAAAGACGAUGGGUACUACUGGUGCACUCAUAUCGACAAAAAGAACUUCGCCGUCGCAGAAUCGAAUAUGCAACUCUUCAUCAGGGAGAAACAAUCACUCGCCAACGUAUAUGCAGUGAAAAUUCGCUUGAAGGAUAAAUACAAAUUGGAGAGCAUUGAGAAAUUCCACAAAUUAUGGCAGAAUAAGCUGUCUGAAUACAUCUUCUAUUUAACAAGAUUUUCGAAGGAGCACAGAAUUCGUUUCCCGGAUAAAGCCUUACAGAACUUGACGGAUAUUGAGAAGGAAAUCAAAAUAUAUAAGGCUGAAGUACCCGUGGAUUGGAAAGAUAAAGAUAUCAUAAGGAACAGGAAGGUUAAGAGGAUGUAUUUGGAUGCGAAGACAGCGCUGGUCCAUAUAGAAGUCAAUCCAGAUAUGAGGGCGGUGCCGCCUGGAAGCUGGGAUGGUCUGCAAGUGCUGUUUAUGAGGCCAGUGUACUACUGCCCAGCACUGGACACCGUCGCCGCCACACCGUUAGGGUUGUCAGUUGUAACUGCCUCGUGCCAGAACUACAGUUGUAUAGGCGACUUCAACGAAGGAGUUCAAUGGAUUACCAGCGGUGUUGAGGGGUGCAGACCAUCGUCUCCUCAGCCAGUUACUGGCUCCAUUAGCGUUUACGAUGACGUCACCAUGAUCAUACCCACCAUAGGGACUAUGGUGAUACCGCCCUGGGAAAUCGACCGACGUGAUAAAGAAGUGAGUUCGGAAGAGAAAGUUGAACUACCAGCACCCGUUUCUCCUUUUACUGAUCGGCCUUUCGCUAACAGUACAGACAAUGUCACAACGAGCUUUCCGACUACCAUUAAUAACUUACAGACUACGGAAGAUAGCUUUUCAAAUAGUACUGAAUCGGGAGAGGUGGAAUAUACAAGAUGGCCUUGGCCGCCACCGCGCCCUCCCUCGACAACAGACGAGCCUAUGGUGUCAACAGUAGUGCCUAUAUUUAGCACUACACAGCCACCUCCAAAACCUAGGCCGCCGCCUCAAGAACAGCUCGACCAAGUGAUGCAAGACUUGGAGUCAUUGCUAAAUAAUCACACGGAAACUGUAUCCCUGGACUCUAUCAGCGGGGCUUUCAAUCAGGUGGACGAACUUCUAGCAGACACAGAAGACUUAGAAAUUCCUGGACAACUCCUCCAUUUGCUAGACGAUAUAGGAGCGCGCAUGGAUCUCGCUGGUUCAACCGAUGUGGCUGCGGUGAGGGAGAAUAUAGCUCUGCUGGUAGCGGAUGCCCGGGCUCAAAUGCCGGUCAAGGGCCUCAGGAUAUCCACCAGAGAAACUGAUGUCUUCACUGAGAAUGCUUUUGAAAUUAUGCGAGAUCCAGUAAACUCUACCCACUUACAAAGUGGAGAUAGUGAGGUGGUGGUGCAGUUACCCACGUCGGUGGCGACGUCCGAACGUCGCAUCAGCUUCGUGGUGUUCAGGACCGACCGCGCCUUCCAGAACAACGUCAGCCAUUAUACAGUCAACAGUCGAGUGCUCAGCAUCAACGUGGAGAAUCUUACGGAAUUUGAUCAGGGAGAUGUAAUAGACAUCCAUUUAACCCCAAUGAGAGGCGAUAUAGAACGCAACCAGAGCCGAGCUUGCGCGUUCUGGCACUUCCUAGAAGAUGGGACUGGCUACUGGUCCCAAGAAGGCUGUACUUUCAUCCCGUCAAAUGAAGAGGGUGUCCUAGACACCUGUCGCUGCGAUCAUCUCACACAUUUUGCCGAGAUUCUAAUUCCCAGGACCUCUUUCUCUGAUGGCCACGAAACCGCCCUAGAAAUUAUAUCGAUCGUAGGAUGUAUCAUGUCUAUCAUAGGCCUUAUAAUGGUUGGAUUAACAGCAAUAUUAUUCAGGGCCUGGAGAAGAGACUUCAGCAACAAAAUCUGGUUACAGUUAUGCAUAGCCGUAUUUAUAUUGGUCACUUGCUUCCUCAUUGUAGUCUUCGCAAAUUUCGAAGAGUUAAGCAUCUCGUGUAUGCUCGUCGGUGUUCUACUUCAUUAUUCGACUCUGGCGUCUUUCUGUUGGAUGCUAGUUGCAGCUAUUAUCUCAUACAGACGACUCGUAAUGGUGUUUACAAGGGACACGUCGCAUAAACUGCUUAAAGCAUCAGCUUUUUCAUGGGGAGCUCCGUGUGCUGUAGUGGGAGUUCUGCUCUCAGUCGCCCCGCGUUCCUAUGCGGGCCAAUUUGAGGGCGAGGUGCCCAGUGGAGCUUUCUGCUAUCCUUCGGGACUUGCUCUAUGGCUGGCUGUGUACGCGCCCAUCGCGUUAAUGCUGGCCGCAAACUGGACGCUAUUCGCUUUGAUAGUUCGUUCCGUGUUUGCAUCUAGAAGGAUCCAGCGGCACGGCGACACUAACGAGGCGCUGCGCUGUGCUUCUGUCAGCUGCCUUCUGGUCUUCUUGUUCGGUUUGCCGUGGAUAUUCGGACUUUUCGUCUCGACUAACAUUGUCACGGUAUAUCUUUUCACGUUAACCGCUACCUUUCAAGGGUUUGUUCUUUUCGUGUUCUUCGUGCUCGGUAAUAAGAAGACUAGAGAGUUAUGGCUGAAUAAACUGAAGAUUAGACAAACUAGGAAGGUGCCUGUCACUUCUUCAACUUAUACCAACAGAAGUACUGGUAACCCAGGUUGGAGAGGGGCAAGUGCUGGGCCAGCCGCGAUGGAGGCCAAGUCUGCGAAGCCAAGGUCUUUAGCUUCGUCUGAUGAUUCUAGAUUUUCUUGACAAGCAGAGAAGCCGAGAAGAACUUGGUAUAUAGGCAUUUAUGAGUCUUUUCAAUUGUAAAAUCUUGCCAGGGACAAGUGGGUAUCACCAGUAUUCAUUUGUAGAGGUUUUUGACUUUGUGCGGUUUAUUCCACGGCUUCCAUCAAAUGAAUAGUUAUUAUUUUCUCUGGUAUACAUGUUCCCAUGAAUUCCCGAUUGUGUCCUGGUGACGUCAUAUCUAGUCCUUCUUCCACUUGUACGUCGUUUUCCUAAUUGUGUUCACUCUGUACUGAUCGGUUCCAAAAAUAAAGUUACUUGUUAGUUAUGUUUAAGAAUUAUACACAAGUUUUCGACUUUAUUGUAUUUUUGGGAUGUUUGAAAAACUAUUAUUUUACUUUUCUACACAACAAAGCUAUGCAGUUAUUAUAUUUAAGGUCAAUAAAAAAAUAAUGUGUGAUUAACUUCUUCAUUAUUUUAUCUUUCCGAGUCAAAUAUUUGACAUGAAAAGGAAGGUGACAAAACGGUGGUAAGUUAAUUACUAAUUAGUAACCUUUAUUGAUAAUGUUUGUACAUAUAAGACUUCGAUAUAAGCAUCAAACCUAGCUACAUAUAGUAGGUUAAGCAGAAUGACGUAUACUUUUGAUACUACUUAGAAAUUGCCCAAAAGUGGAGGCUUUAAAAACUAACCCCCUUAUUCAUAGACGUUGUUUAUCUAAGGACGGAGCAAUGCUGUGAUAACAAGUCUGUUUCUCAGAGCUGACGGCAUGGUAGUCUUCGCAGUGCGUAGACAUAGGGCCGUUGUGAUUGGCUAAUAUUGAGAUAUAUCUUGAAUCUAGUUGGAUGUCAGAUAAACAAAGCUGAACAUACAGCAAGCUGUCAGAUAAACAAAGCUGGGAAACAGACUUGUUAUCAUAGCAAUGCUCCGGUCUUUAGAUAAAUAACAUUUAUGAAUAAGAGGGUUAAUCUUCAUUAUAUAUCAAUAUAAAAUGUUAGUAUUAUUGCAAAUUAUAAAGUAAUAAUUCGAAAUGCCUUAUUCUUCUUGGAUUUUUAUAAUUCAAAGUAAGUACAUAAAAGUAUUGAUAACUUAUCCUACUUUAAGACACGUUUAUCUAGUCUAAGUAAAGCCAGAUUUUAAGCCUUCAUUAAUGCUAAAAUUAGAACUAUCAAAGAGAGUUACCAAAUAUAAAUUUUAAGUUGGGAUCAAUACUAAAUGAAAGCAAAAAAGAGCCCACCGAGACUUGGCUAUACAUAAUAUUAAAAAUGAUUUAGUAUUGAUUUCAAUUGUGUUCCUUGUAUAUAAACUUAGAUGUAACUGUAAAAAUAUAUUUACGAGUACGUAAAUCGCAUGCACAAGCAGCAGUCUUAUAUAAAAUGGCUAUUUUAGGCAAAAUGUUGCGUUAAAAUACGAGUUUUGCGCGUAGAUUCAUUCAUUCAUUUAAAUUUUGCGAAAGAAUAAUAUAUCAAACGUAUAUUUUAUUAAAAUUAAUGUAUUUUUGGUAGAUGAAACCAAUGUGCGCCAAUGUGCGUUGCAUUGACUUAUAUUUUGUGAAAUGUUUUGAAAUUAAAACGGUUACCUUUAUUUAGUAGUUUGUUUUUACGUAAAUGUGUCUAAUGACUUAAGUACAUAACCUACAUAAUUUUUAUUAUGGUGUUAUAGACCUGCUAAUUAUAUAUAUAAUGAAGUACUUUUGUAAAUUUUUCCACAAAUAUCAUUAUUAUAUAUGUUUCGAUUGAUAUAUCUAAAGGUAACAUUUUGUUUGACUUUGAUUACAUCUAAUUGAUCAAUGUUAUUUUUCAAAGUAUUAUAAACACAGAGGCAUUUAUUAUAAUGUGUUUACUAUUAAGUUACAAAAUAUGUCAUAUAAAUAUUAUAUGUAAAGUA